UCUCCGGGCAAGUGACAGCUGAAGUCGGCCCAGAACGAACCUCUGGUGCAGCCUUCGGGCUCCGCCCCCCAGCUCUGCAGUUCGAGCGCGCUUCCCCCACCCCACGCCGUUCCUGCAGUCUGGACAGGCCGGGUUCAGCCACUGCUUUCAUGUAGAACCUGAAACUGAAUAGACCAUGAAGGUCAAGGUUAUUUCAGUAUUGGAAGACAAUUACAUGUAUUUGGUCAUUGAAGAGAAUACCAGAGAAGCCAUUGCAGUAGAUGCAACAGUUCCCAAAAGGUUGCUGGAAAUUGUCAAGAAGGAGGGAGUGAAGCUGACAACCAUCCUCACCACUCAUCAUCACUGGGAUCAUUCCAGGGGCAAUGAGGAGCUGGUGCAACUGUGUCCAGGGCUUCAGGUGUAUGGUGCUGAUGAGCGCAUUGGUGCCUUAACACACAAGUUGACUCACAACCAGGAGCUCAAGUUUGGAGCCAUCUGUGUGCGGUGCUUGCUCACACCUGGCCACACCUUGGGCCACAUGUGUUACUUCAUGUGGGAAGACAACUGUCCAGAUGCUCCAGCUGUGUUCUCAGGCGAUGCCUUGUUCAUCGGUGGUUGUGGCCGACUCCUGGAAGGGACGCCAGAACAAAUGUAUCGGAGCCUCAAUGAAACCCUGGGGACUCUGCCCAAGGAAACCAAAGUGUUCUGUGGACAUGAGCACACUGUCAGGAAUCUCAAAUUUGCUUUGAAGGUAGAGCCUAAUAAUGAAACUGUGAAAACAAAGUUGGCUUGGGCCAAAGCUAGAGAUGAUGACGAUAUACCCACAGUGCCUUCGACCCUGGGAGAGGAGUUUCACUACAACCCUUUCCUGAGAGUAGUGGAAGAAUCUAUCCAGAAAUUCACUGGGAAAAAGGAUCCAGUAGAGGUCAUGAAAGUUCUACAUAAGGAAAACGACAACUUCAAAAAACCUGUGGAACCACUGGACCCCCGUGCAGUCCUUGCACUAGAAUGGGGCCUCUUGGGCUCUUUAGUGCAAAAGAAAUAAAGCUAGUGAAACCAGCACUUGUGAAUUGGGCCCACCUCACCUGACAUUUGGCGACACUACAGCUGGGAAGGACUCCUAGAGUCUUCUGUACACUUGCUUGUUUUAAAUUAAUCCUUCAGAGAGCUUCUCCUAGGCUUACUUUGGCCUACUGCUAAUAAGAUUUUGGGGAUGAAUCUUCAAUUUCUUUGGGAGAUGGUUUCAAUCUCUGAGUGAUUUUUUUAUAGUUGGCUAACCUGUGAUUUUAAUCUGAUUUGGCCUUAUUUCAAAGGGUUAAGAGCCCUAUAGCUGCAGUAAGAGACCUGGUUUUGAGGCCUGGCUCCAUCCCUUACUGGCUGUUUGACGUUGGGCAAGUCAUUCCACUUCAGUUUCAUCUGUAAAAUUAGGGACUGAAUUAAAUGCUUUCUGAAAUCUCUAUA
Molecule: messenger RNA, 1440 nt
Organism: Gracilinanus agilis (Agile Gracile Mouse Opossum)
Lineage: Eukaryota; Metazoa; Chordata; Mammalia; Didelphimorphia; Didelphidae
Gene: HAGHL
Product: hydroxyacylglutathione hydrolase like
Exons: 9
Coding region: 176-1024 (282 amino acids)
Molecular function (GO): hydroxyacylglutathione hydrolase activity
Source: RefSeq, a predicted model, not a curated record